AUGGAGCACCAUGACUACUGCAGUCAACAAGCUUUAUUUAGCUCUGUGUAUUACCUUACACUCAAUGCAGAAAAAUGCAGACAGUACAGACAAAACACUGCAGACAUCUCAUGUAUUUCCCACAUAAAAGGUAAGCGAGAAAGUAAAAACUGUUCUUAGAGCUGUUCUAAUGCUGAGCCGCUCAGUGAUUGUUUGAAACACAAGAAGUUGGCUCACUUCUCAGGCUUGUGGCAGGCUUUCGUUCUUUCUAUUGUUACUAAAUGCAUAUUCAGUUUGUAAUAUUUCUGUAUUUCUUGUACCAGACACUAGACAUUUAGAGCAUCUGGUAAAGCCAGUGAUCCAGGAGCCAUCAAACAAAAUGUUCUUUGAAAAUGCCCACCUGCAACAGCCCCGUUGCUACCAUGAAUUCUUUCUGCGCAGUCGACCCUACAGGGGGGAGCCGCCAACAGUGGCAGGAUUUCUCCUCUACCCAGACACACCUGUAAAGAUGGAGACCACAUCUCGAGAGGCAUUCAGUUUCAGAUCUGCCCCACAACGAAACAGAGGCAAAGGAGACCGUACAACCUUGAGCACACAGCAGGAGUCAUUCCAUCCUCAUCCCACAUCCUCAAGACAAACAGGAAAAGGAAACAGCAACAGGGCCAUACAAACAAAAGGGGAUGAGCAAGAAGGCAUCGACACACACUCUAAGACACCAUCUGCGUACAACAAAGAACAUACAACAGAAAUGAAGUCUCAGUAUCAGAAGGAUUUCCCUCCUCCGUCCUCCUGUCGCAUGAGGCGAACACCUGCCCUCCCACAGCCCGACAACAUCGGCAUCAACCCCGCCUUCAGGAUCGAGUUUAGCACAGUCCAAAGAGAUGCAUACCCAGCCCACCCCAUCAAGAACACCAGGCAUGCUGGCAGGCUGAGAGCAGCUUUAUCCACACACCAAAUCUGAGCUGGGAGUGUAAAUCGGCAAAUAUAUGAGAAGUAAGCUGGUCCAACAAAAAGCUUUUGACAAGGAGGUGAUGCCUUCACCUCAGAC
Molecule: messenger RNA, 1027 nt
Organism: Melanotaenia boesemani (Boeseman's rainbowfish)
Lineage: Eukaryota; Metazoa; Chordata; Actinopteri; Atheriniformes; Melanotaeniidae
Exons: 4
Coding region: 359-940 (193 amino acids)
Source: RefSeq, a predicted model, not a curated record